AUGGCUACUACUAUGGAUUCUCCCACUGCUGGUUUUAAAGAAAGAAAUAUUGGGUCUUUAUUUAUUAAUUUUUUUAUUGAUACAUUGGAUUUUGGAGCAGUGGUUGUUCAUCUGAGAGCCACUGGUGAUGCUCCCAUUCUGAAGCAAGCAAAGUUCAAGAUACCUGGAACUGACAAAUUCGCCAAAGUUAUCGACUUUUUAAGACGACAACUUCAUCGAGACACCAUGUUUGUGUAUGUGAACAGUGCAUUCUCACCAAACCCUGAUGAAUCUGUCAUUGAUCUUUACAACGUAAGAUUUUUCAUUUACUCCAUUCAUUCAUCCAUUUAUCUGCCAAUUCAUUAAAUUUUCAAUUCUGUGUCUUUAAUUGGUUUUCUAAGAAGGUAGGAAGAUGUUUGUUUCAACUUUCAAGACAUAAUUAUAUGUAUUAUUCACUUUUGCCACCACCCACUUUUAGAGCCUCGCUGGGAUAACCAUUAUCUAAGUUUUCAGUAUUAUUACUAUGUUAUCUACACUUACCAACUCUGUACUAUUCAAUUCAAUCAACAUUUGAAGGAAUGUAGGUGUUGUGGAAUUCAAUGUUCUUUAUGACACUCUUUUGAUCAAUAACAUGUUCUGUUUCGCCACUUCACUAUUGUCUUUUUCAUUCCAUAGAACUACCAUCUAACAUUCAAGAGAAGAUAAUAGAUAAUUUGCAAUGGUUCUGUGACUUUGUUCAAUGAUCAUUUGCUUGAUAUUUCAAUAAAUUCAUAAACAAAUAAAUCAGAACAAUUCAAAAUCUCAAAUCAAGAAAAUUAAAAGUUUAGAUUUAUAAUCUUUACAAAUAUGAAAAACUUAAAUAGAUCUAUUACCAUUGUUGUUGUCGUUGCUUAGUUACUGAAUUUUUAAACAAAAACUACUAAAACUUAUAUAAAACUAAAAUUUACGUGGCUCGACACGUAAG
This is a messenger RNA of Cannabis sativa, 943 nucleotides long. RefSeq names its product ubiquitin-like protein ATG12A. The transcript has 4 exons. Lineage: Eukaryota; Viridiplantae; Streptophyta; Magnoliopsida; Rosales; Cannabaceae. The record is from RefSeq and is a predicted model, not a curated record. Gene Ontology annotation, biological process: autophagy of mitochondrion; autophagosome assembly; C-terminal protein lipidation. Gene Ontology annotation, cellular component: Atg12-Atg5-Atg16 complex; phagophore assembly site membrane; cytoplasm. Bases 1 to 345 code for a protein of 114 amino acids.